AAUAUUUCUCUAAUGAUUUCUCUCAAUCUCUCAUAACCUGCUGGUUUUUGUUCUCUGUUCUGUUUGAUAACAAGGUAGGAAUGUGUCAGUAGUGAUCAAAACAGUGAGUGAGUUAUAAAAAGUUUAAAUCUUUAAACUGAAUAAUGAACAUAUUUUAAUCGUGAAAGCCAAGUCCCUUCACGCAUUGGUGCGAAUGUCGGUCAUUUAAUAUGUAGUUUGUGGGUUUUCAAAUUAAAAGAAUCAAUUUAUUGAUUUUUGGCUAUUUAUUUUAUUUUGUGGUCCAAGUGCCAGAGAGGAAAUGCUGGACUCAUCACCAGAAGAUGAGGAUUUUCCAGGGCGUCUGUUACAUCAAGCAGCCCUUUGGGACAACAUAGAAUUAUUAGAAGAUCUAUUGGAAGGUGGACAGCAGUCAUUUAUCAAUUCUCAAGACAGUUGGGGUAGAACUCCACUACAUGCUGCAGCAAUAACAGAAAAUUCUCACUGCCUCCAGAUCCUUCUGAAUGCAGGAGCUGAUGCCAACAUACAAUGUGGUCCUAGGGGAGAGAACAAAACACCUCUUCAUUUGAGUGCUGAGCAUGGUCAUUGCAGCAAUGUGAGUGUACUGCUCCAACAUGAUGCAAACAUGCUCAUCAGAGACUCAAAUGGGAUGACAGCAUCUGAUUUGGCUGACAAAGCCAGACAUACAAGGUGUAUGAUGUUACUAAAGGAGGCAGCUGAUUCUAGAGAAAAAGCAAGACUUGAUAUUCAUGCAGCUCUUCGGGAUGCUGUAUCGUCUGGAAACCACGAUUUGGUACAGCAACUUCUCGGUUCCCUUCCUAAAUAUGCGGAAAUUAUUAUUAACAUGGCCCCAAGUGGGGCCAACACACUACUUUUUACUGCUUGCCAAACUGGAAACAAAAACAUAGUAAAGUUACUGUUAGAUAAUGGGGCUGAUGGCAAAUCUCACCCUGUUACUAAAUAUUCGCCACUUUACAUUGCUUGUUAUCACGGUCACAAAGAAAUAGUGGAAAUGCUUCUUUUGAAAUUCCCAGAAUUAGUACAACAACACACUGUUGAAAGAUGGUUGCCAAUCCACGCCUGUUGUAUAAACGGACACUUAGGGGUGUUAGAGUUACUUUUGAAUUUUCCGUAUCCUCUUCACAUACAGAGGAAAUUUUGCGAUUCGUCAGGGAAUUGGGAGUUUUACAUGCCGUUUGACAUUAACGCAAGGGAUGCCACCGGGCAAAAUAUUCUCUAUUUAGCCAGUCUUCUGGACAACAUCAAACUGCUGCAUUUAAUUUUAAAAUAUCGAGUUAGAGCGACCCGAAUUAAAAAGGACGAAGAUGAAGUGGCUACACCAAGUUCAGAGAGUAGUUCUGUUGCAAGUCCGACAAAAAGAAUUUCGGAUGGCAUCCAGUCGAUCAUGUUUAAACUAAGUAUUACCCGGUGCAAUUCUAAAGAAGAGCAGAACGAUCCCAAUACAUCAUAUCUCUGUCCCUUAAAAAUAGACAUGUAUUGUCACAAUAACACGGAGACAGCACUGCACGCGGCUGUAAAGGGCAAACACUAUGAUAUUGCAAACGCGCUUUUGAAUGCCGGCGCAAAUCCUAAUCUUAUAAUAAGAAGUCUUCAUGAUAUAAGCGAAGUCUUAGAGGACUCCUUUUAUGGAAAUUUGAGUUGCUGCACUAUAGAAGACGAUUCUACCAUUGGUCAGUCCACAGCACUCAUGGAAGCUUGUAGAAACCGCGACAUACCAAUGGUGAAUUUACUCUUGAAAUACGGAGCUAGGGAUGACGACUGUAAAGCCUUGGCGGUGGCUGUUGAAAACAGAGACGAAACACUUACAGCAAAAUUGUUAUCCGUCAAGGCUCAUCCUGAUCCGGAAUUCAAGAUUAACAAGAAAUCCAUGACUGAAAACGUCCAUCCUCCCCAGUUUAGCAUUUUUUCUAGUAUAACAUACAGCUCGAUUUUUCCCAACACUCCCGUCAUGAUUAAUUGGCAUAAUCAGCGAUGUCAUUUAUCCCAAAUUCGGUCCCAAUGGCUCACCGAUGCCGCACUGCACCUGAACCAAAAACUCAAACAAAAUCCUCGAAACUACGACAUUGCACUUUAUGCUAUAACUCGGUUAGACAUUUCGAAAAACAGCCUCAAAGCGAUACCGCCUGUUGUUUUUCAAUUGCAAAGUUUAAGGUAUUUGAAUUUAUCCCAAAACAAAAUUGAAAAGCUGCCAAUAUUAAUGGAAUCUCCAACCAAAAAGGUAUUGAGAAGGAAAAAGUCAGUAAACGAAGCUCUUUAUUAUAAUUGUCCAAUUUUGGAAGAACUGUAUCUGCAGGAUAACAGACUCGAUCAAAUUCCCGAGGGGAUCUUCAAACUACCAUCUUUAGUAACGCUAGCAAUUUCUAAUAACAAAUUGCAGGAACUUCCCUACACUAUGUGGGAAUCCCCGAAAUUGAAAGAACUAAACGCGUCAUUCAAUCUACUUAGAGAUCUUCCAUAUGCCCGCGAUGUUUAUAAAGAAGAAUGUGAUAAGAUGAGUGUUAGCUCUAGCGAUAGUCAACUGUCUAGUCAUAGCGAUCACGAAGAUAACACUACAUUAUUUUGUGGUCUUGAAUCCGUCUGUGAAGAAGGGAUCAAGUACAAGAAGAAAGACAGAUCUUUUGUGCAAUUGGAGUUAAAUAAACACCACAUUUGGAACAAAAACGUCGAAGUAACGGAGCAAAUUUUGCACAACGAUGAGACGGUGUCAGAGGUGUCUUCCCAACUAUCUUCCCUAAACCUUGCUCACAAUCUUUUCACCAACAUUCCGGUAGUUCUUCCUUGUUUGGCGGUGAAUUUAACUCGCCUCAAUGUGUCAUUCAAUUCCUUGAGGUCCAUGUCCCAUGUUACAAGUUAUCCAAGUUCCUUGAAACAGCUCGAUCUCAGUAACAAUAGGAUCACCUGUUGGCCCAGCUUGCCCCAGAUAGAAGCCCAAGACACCAUGGAAUUGGCCAAUUUGGCGUGUUAUGCGAGUGGCGGAUGUUUGAAAGAAAAAAUGCCAAUUGUUUCAGGUAAUAAUCUAACAUGGAAGAAUUUUCGAAAAAAGAUGAUGGGGUUUUUAGGUGGUGGAAAACGGGGAAGGUCUAUUCGAAACGUCGUAUUGCAUUCCGUUUGUACACACAGACGUCAUUUAAGGUUGGAUAAUUUAAGAACGUUGAUCCUUGCUGACAAUCAAUUAACUAGAAUACAACUGGCUACUGACGAUGACGGUGACUCAGGCAAUACUGACGAUGAAGAGUCAGAAAGGGCUCUAAUGAAAGCUAGACUGAUGUUUCCCAACAUUUCUAUGCUAGAUGUUAGCAAUAAUAAUUUAAAAGAAAUUCCAUGUAAUAUUUAUGAAUUACACAAUUUAUCUGUUUUAAAUAUUAGUGGAAAUCUAGACAUCAACGAACUCCCACCACAGAUGGGACUCCUGUCUCGCUUGUGGAAUUUAAAUACGCGCGGCUGUUCUUUACAAGAACCACUAAAGUCGAUGAUCGAAAGUAAAAAAUACAAAACAAUGGACGUGAUUGGUUAUCUUAAGUCGGUUUUGGAAGAUGCCCGACCUUAUGCGCGCAUGAAGCUCAUGAUUGUCGGGGUGCAGGGGAUUGGGAAGACGAGCCUUUUGGAGCAGCUCAGACAGGAGGGAAGUUCAAAACGAAAACCUAUCGAGCAUUGGACUAAAAGAAUGGGAAACAAAAAUGUAAACGUAAAAACAGCUCGUGGUACGAACAUAUCGACCGUGGGGGUCGAUAUUGGUGAUUGGAUUUAUGAGAAAAAAAUUAGAAACCAAUCGACUCACGGGCCCGUUAUAUUUAGGACUUGGGAUUUUGGUGGUCAGAAAGAAUAUUAUGCGACACAUCAGUAUUUCUUAUCAAAACGUAGUCUUUAUCUGGUCGUUUGGAAAAUAACAGACGGUUACAAAGGCAUCAACGAAAUAUCUCAAUGGCUUGUCAAUAUCCAAGCAAGGGCCCCAAACUCUCCCGUCUUAAUAGUGGGCACUCAUUACGACAUAAUUCAGGAAACAAAUCCAAACCUUGCCGAGGAAUAUCAGCAAAUAAUUCGCGAAAAAUUUAUUAACAUCGUGGACGCAGAAAAGUGUGGACUACCUCGCGUCCUCGACACCAUCGAGAUCAGUUGCAGAACUCGUCAUAACAUCAAACUCCUUUGCAACCUUAUUUACGACACGGUGUUCAGUUUGAGACCACCCGGCAGCAAAGAGCUACUGCUGGAACAAAAGGUUCCCGCAAAAUAUUUGGCAUUGGAAGAUGUUAUUAAUCAUAUAGCCAUGGAACGGCGCAUGAACAACUUAGAUCCUGUCCUGACGGCAGAUCAAUACCGGACAAUCGUCAUUACGGAAUUGCAACAACGAUAUAACAGAACUUUUAGGGAUUGGGCGGAAUUACAUCAGGCUACACUGUUUUUACAUGAUAAUGGGGUUCUUUUACAUUACGACGACGCAACUUUAAAAGAUCUUUAUUUCCUGGAUCCCCAGUGGUUGUGUGAUAUGCUAGCUCACGUGGUAACCAUAAGAGAAAUAAAUCCUUUCGCCAGAUCCGGUAUUAUGAAACUAGAAGACCUAAAACAUGUCUUUAAAGCCAGUAACAUAGGCUCUAUUGAGACUAAAGAUUAUAUUGUCAAUUUGUUGAAUAAAUUCGAAGUUGCCCUAACAUGGGACUCGAGAACUUUGUUAAUACCUUCCUUGCUUCCUUCUGAGGAAGAUAUGUUGUUGGCCCAAAGUGGUCACUCGCAUUAUCCAAUGGUUAAAGUUAAAGUACCCCUCAGAUCUAGAGGAUGGGCGAUAAGGAAUAAAAAAAUCACAAUAUCUCCAAAAUCUGUUCUCUACAGCGAUUCGACAGUUAAUAGAAAAUUCAAACUUGACUUACCAUCAGCGAUUGCUUCAGUAAAUGUUGAAAGUACUGAGCCAGGAGCGGCUUUGUAUCAAAUAUCAAGUCGUGGUUCAGGAAAAUCGAUCACAAGAUUGCUAUUAAUGUCUUAUUUUCCUUCUGGCUUUUGGUCAAGACUCAUCACGAGAAUAUUAGCCGAUGAAACAAUAAUUGACAUUAUCCGAUCUUUUUUUAUUCUACCAAAAGAGGUUGCUCAAGAUUACUAUUUGGCGAAACUGUUAGAUUUCAAAGCUGAAUGGAUCUUAUGGCAAACGGGUUUGGAACUGAAAUAUGGGGACAUGACUCUUUUCAAAAUGAGAGAGGUUUUGCAAACUUCUAACUCGAUGUAUCGCCAUGUUAGAUUUAAACUGAAACAAGACGACGUAUGGUGCGACGUCGAUAUGCAGAGUUCUUCGAUUUUGGAAAUCCAUUUUCCCGUACAUUCUUUAGUGGUUAAGCCCUUGUUUGCUGACAAUGUAGACUUAAGCAAGUACAAAGUGACCGAGGAAUUGACGAUAGAAUGUUCGAGCGAGUCUACUUCUCAACUUCUCGCUUUAGCAGUCGACCAUAUCGACAUUCUUCUCGAAGAUUGGUACCCAACACUGGGCACUAGGUUCGUUCACACUUCAGAGGGUAAAUUUUUGGUAACCAGGUUAGUUCCUUGUCCAAAAUGUUUGGAAUCAGCUGAAGAAAUUGAGCUAUCAUCUUCAACUGAUCCGCAUGAUGGUCCACCAAAGCAUUUCUUGGAGGCUUUAAAUCAGGUAGAGGAAGUUUCCUACCGCCUUCACAGGAUUCGAAAAUCCCAGGAAUCUUACACUUCUGAAUGUGAUAGUGGAGUUGGUCCAGAUUCAGCAGGUUCCAGUAGGAUGCCAUCGGUUGAAGGCAAUCCAAACGUUUCUGGUGAUGACACAAACCCUUCGAAUCAACUAUUUUACAGCUGGAUGGUGGAAGAAUGUAUUUUGGCAGCCUAUGGAAGCAGAAGCAUAGUUUGUCCCACCCAUCUCGAAAUCUCAUUGACACAAAUAACACCGGACGUGAUCUUUUUGGAUUUGGGCGAUCGAUAUUUGAUCAAACCGGAAAACAUAAAGAAGGGUCAUUUACUGGGUAGGGGUGCUUUCGGAUUUGUCUUCAAAGGCACUUGUAAAAAUCGGGGAACAAAUACGGUUGUAGAUGUGGCAAUGAAGAUGUUGCAACCUGUCCAUCCUGGUACCAACGCUAGGCAAUCAGCUUUAGUGGCCUACAAAGCAGCCCAGGGAAAAUGGGACAGGGACCCGUUACAGUAUGCUUGCAAAGCGUAUUGUACAGCGAGACAAGAACUAAACAUUUUGGUGUCGUUGCGCCAUCCCAAUAUUGUACCCUUUGUAGGUGUUUGUGGUAGUCCUUUGGCUCUUGUUUUAGACCUGGCUCCCCAGGGAGCAUUGGACUUGGUUUUGAGACAUUAUAGAAGAUCUGGGGCUAAAAUAGGACCCUACACGUUACAGGCGAUAAUUCUACAAGUUGCAAAAGCCAUUGAAUAUUUGCAUCGUCAGCACAUAAUCUAUAGAGAUCUAAAAUCUGAAAACGUGUUAGUUUGGGAGAUGCCGCCACCUUUCGUUGACCAUCCUGAUCGUCCUGUGCAUAUAAAAGUGGCAGAUUAUGGUAUUAGUCGACUAACUCUUCCUUCGGGCACAAAAGGAUUUGGCGGCACUGAAGGUUUUAUGGCUCCAGAAAUAAUGAGGUAUAACGGGGAGGAAGAAUAUACCGAGAAAGUGGAUUGUUUUUCUUUUGGUAUGUUCAUUUAUGAAUUGCUGACCCUCCAUCAACCCUUCGAAGGACACGAAUCGGUUAAAGAGUAUAUUUUGGAGGGAGGAAGACCUCCCCUUACUUACAGGGAGACCAUAUAUCCUAGUUACUGUUUGGAUCUAAUGGUCUUGUGUUGGUCUCAACAUCCAAAAGAUCGACCAUCAGCUAGUCAAAUUGUAUCUGUUGCAAGUGCACCAGAAUUCGUUCAUUUAAGUGACGUUGUCUCUUUGAGACAUUGCGCUUCUGUGGUCGCUUCAACUAGUGCAGUUAUUACCAACAUAACGGAAGACGGCCUGUGCGGUUCCGAAAUUUGGUUGAUGUGCGCCAAUUCGAGGGUGGAUUUAUUGUUGGGAACGAACAGGGGUUGGCUGCAGUAUCAUAGCGUGAACUUUUCGAUACGACCCACAGCAGCGUGUACGGUUGGUAACACUAUUUGGAUAGGCGAUUGUUCUGGUCAUGUCCACGCUUACUCGGGUGCUGACGGGUAUAAAAUCUUCACUUAUGCUCUCGAAAACGAUACCAGCACGUCUGUAAACGCAUUGCUCUUUCUGUCGAAUUUGAAAAGGGUUGCAUGCGCCCUUUCCAACGGUCGCUUGUUUCUAUUGAAUUCGGAAACUAUACCGAGUACCCCGAAUGCCGCCGAGGGCAGUUUCGUGAUGACGGAAUUGGGUUCAAACCACAUCCUUUAUGCCCUGUGUGCCUUAUGUAAAGAUAAUAAAAAAACGUUCGAACUUUGGUGCGGAUUAUCGGAGGGCGAAAUAUCGAUUUAUAAAUUGAAAGAUCACAAAGUGACGGGUCACGAGAUGGUGUCACAUUUCGAGCCGAAAAUUGAAGGCGUUGACGUGGUAAACUUGAUCAGUUCGGGGGAUUAUGUCUGGUCUUAUAUACAACCGGGGUGUAUAGUGUAUCAAUGGGACCACAGCGGACGAACCAUCCUCAACAAAUUAGACUGUUCUAAACUGGUACCUUGUUCGGAAAGCUUGAAAUCCAUCGCUAUUGAAGAAUCUUUAAGCCCAACGAAUUGCCAGGUGACAAGUAUGGCGGUUCUUAAUGAAGAAUUGUAUAUUGGUACAAAAUGGGGGUGUGUUAUAAUAGCUGAAAGGACGUCUUUGCGUCCCAUAACCGUUUUCAGGCCUUUUGAAGAAGAAGUUCAAGCCGUGGUACCUUUGGGGUGCCCUUCCAGGACCGUAGAUGGGUCCAAUGAAGAUGUACCAAUGGUUGCCACUUUUGGACGGGGCUAUCGAAGCCUUUUGACAAGGUAUACCAACGCUUGGAGUAGUGUUGGACCAAGUGUUCUGCAAAGUCCUAUAAAUUAUAAUUCUCCUAAUACGUCUGCCAGUUCCCAAAACAUUUUUGGUCUUCUAUGGAAAGCUGAGCAUUGGGGGGUUUCGUAAUACGAUAAAAAAAAAGGAUGUUGUUAUUACCUAUUGAUUUAUAACAUACUUACAUGCAUAUAAAUAUUUAGAUUGUAAACAAAGAGAUUAGUUUUACGAAGGUUGUGGUCGAUUGUAGCUACCUAGAGAUAUUUUUUAGUGAGGCUGAUUAUGUAAUAAUUGAUUUUUUAUUGAAUCGAUACUGACUGGUUUUUAAUAUAUAUAUUUAUAAACAGUUUCCUCCUUAGG
Agrilus planipennis (emerald ash borer) is the source of this 8284-nucleotide messenger RNA. RefSeq names its product leucine-rich repeat serine/threonine-protein kinase 1 (gene Lrrk). The coding region runs from base 299 to 8056 and encodes 2585 amino acids. NCBI's taxonomy places the organism in Eukaryota, Metazoa, Arthropoda, Insecta, Coleoptera, Buprestidae. Gene Ontology annotation, molecular function: protein binding; protein kinase activity; ATP binding. Gene Ontology annotation, biological process: protein phosphorylation. The record is from RefSeq and is a predicted model, not a curated record. The transcript is spliced from 32 exons.